Messenger RNA from Contarinia nasturtii (swede midge), 1015 nucleotides. RefSeq names its product omega-amidase NIT2-like. The record is from RefSeq and is a predicted model, not a curated record. Gene Ontology annotation, molecular function: omega-amidase activity. Bases 113 to 961 code for a protein of 282 amino acids. NCBI's taxonomy places the organism in Eukaryota, Metazoa, Arthropoda, Insecta, Diptera, Cecidomyiidae. Gene Ontology annotation, biological process: oxaloacetate metabolic process; L-glutamine metabolic process. The transcript has 5 exons. Gene Ontology annotation, cellular component: mitochondrion.
UGGUGAAACAUUUUUUAGCUAUAUAAAUAAAGUGAGCGAGUUUUAAACGCUGCAGUUGAAGCAGUUCGCUUUUCCAUUAGGCUAUGAUUCAAUUCAAUUUAAUUUCUUAACAAUGGCAUCAUGUGAAAAUACAAAGUUACGAAUAUGUUUGCUUCAGUUUUUGGAUAAAGGCGACUUAACACAAACAUUAAGCCACCUGGAGGAAUUAGUUGAAACAGCAGUAAAACAACAUCAACCGCAUAUAAUUGCAUUGCCCGAAUGUUUCACUUUUGCUUAUGAAACAGAACUUCCCAUUUUGAAUGCGAAUGCUGAAACAAUAAAAGAUGGCAAAACAUGUCAAACGCUGUCUGCUCUCGCGAAAAAAUUUAAUUUACACAUAGUAGGCGGUUCAAUUGUUGAACGUGAUGGUGCAAAUCUCUAUAAUACGGCAACAGUUUGGAAUGAAAAGGGUGAAUUGAUCGCAAAACAUCGAAAAGUUCAUUUGUGUGAUAUUCAUUUCAAAAAUGAAAGUGAUAUUGUUGAAGUGAAUAGAUUUACGCCCGGAGAGAAUACAACCACCUUUGAAAUCAACGGUAUCAAAUGCGGUGUUGCAAUUUGUUAUGAUGCCUUUUUUGAUGAAUUUAUCAAAACGUAUCGGAAAUCGGCAUGUGAGGUGCUGUUUGUUCCUGCUGCAUAUGAUCUCUGCAUUGGACCUCCAUAUUGGGAAUUAUUCCAUCGAUCUCGAGCUAAUGACAAUCAACUCUUUGUGGCUGCAAUAUCACCGGCACGCAAUGAAAAAUCCAAUUAUGUAAUCUAUGGACAUUCCAUGAUUAUCGAUCCAACCGGAAAGAUUUUGACAGAAGCUGGCAUACGAGAAGAAAUUAUUUUCCAUGAAAUUGAUAUAAAAGUUUUGCAAAGAGUUCGAGAGGCACUACCAUUGUUCAGAGCAAGAAGACCAGAAGUUUACGACAAAAUCAAAUAAAUACGAUUCUUUUUUUAACACCAUAAUUCUUUUUGUACAUUUUUAGUUUCGCAU